GCUUCUAAAUCUGUCUGGCGACCAUAAGGCUGUAACUCAGCCCUAGCAGCCUUAGCAGAGUGGUGUAGAAUCUCCAGUCCCCGCGAGAAGCAGAGCAGAGUGGAGUAGAGUAGCCUCCAACGAGACCUCUUGGAUAACGGAGUGUGCGUAGUGUCCAGGAAAUACCUCACGACUUGGGCAGGGACAUGUUAUUGGAAAAGCUGACAAGGGGGCUGCCUGGAGUCUGUCAUGCAGCUUUUUAAGAGGAGCUCAAUCUCCUUUUAUCUGCCUGACACACCCUGAUUUAGUGAGAGAUCACUGAGAGCCCUGAGUGAGAGACAGAGGGAUAGGAGAAGGAGAGCAAGACAGGGGGAGAGAUGACCCAAGAACAGUGCACUCAUAGGAACAAUGUCCAGAGCUCAGAGAAACCACAUGUGUACAAAGUGGGGAUUUAUGGCUGGCGGAAACGUUGCCUUUACUUCUUCGUGCUCCUGUUAAUGAUCCUGAUCCUGGUCAACCUUGCUUUAACCAUCUGGAUACUAAAGGUCAUGAACUUCACCAUUGAUGGUAUGGGCAACUUAAGAAUAACGGAGAAGGGCCUGAAAUUGGAGGGGGACUCUGAGUUUCUUCAACCUCUGUAUGCUAAAGAAAUUCAGUCCAGACCAGGCAGCCCACUGUUACUGCAAUCCUCCAAAAAUGUGUCCAUCAAUAUCCUCAAUGGGAAGAAUCAGCUGGUCACACAACUUAUUGCAGGAUCCAGUGGAGUGCAUGCACGAGGGAAGAUGUUGGAAGUGAAAUCUAGCACAGGGAAGCUGCUGUUCUCUGCUGAUGAUCAGGAGGUGGUGGUGGGAGCAGAGAGGCUACGGGUGACAGGUGCCGAGGGAGCCGUGUUCAGCAAAUCUGUGGAGACGCCACACGUCAGGGCCGAGCCCUUCAAAGAGCUACGACUGGAGUCUCCCACGCGGUCUCUGUACAUGGAGGCCCCUAAAGGAAUCCAGAUCCUGGCAGAGGCAGGGGACAUCCAGGCCACGUGUAGAAGUGACCUACGCCUGGAGUCCAAAGACGGAGAGAUCAAUCUGGACGCACGGAGGAUCAGGCUGCUGCGUCUGCCGGAGGGCAAGGCCUCUCCAUCGGGGACCACCUCCAGACAGACUGUCUAUGAGGUGUGCGUCUGUCCCAAUGGGAAACUCUUCCUCUCACAGGCCGGAACAGGCUCCACCUGCCAGAUCAGCAACAACGUCUGCCUCUAGAACACAUACACACAAAAAUAUCUACACACACACGCACACACACAAGCACUGAAACAUACACACACAUACAUGUAUACUGAAA
This is a messenger RNA of Salvelinus namaycush (lake trout), 1311 nucleotides long. RefSeq names its product sarcoglycan, delta (dystrophin-associated glycoprotein) (gene sgcd). Gene Ontology annotation, cellular component: sarcolemma; sarcoglycan complex. NCBI's taxonomy places the organism in Eukaryota, Metazoa, Chordata, Actinopteri, Salmoniformes, Salmonidae. The record is from RefSeq and is a predicted model, not a curated record. The transcript is spliced from 8 exons. The coding region runs from base 357 to 1229 and encodes 290 amino acids. Gene Ontology annotation, biological process: cardiac muscle tissue development; heart contraction.